AAUUCUAUAUGCAGGCAUUCUGCAUAAAGUCUACUAGUUUAUCCGAAUACAAAUUAGUUUUGUAAUGCGUGCCUUUAUCAAUUCCGUUGCGUAUAAAAGCACCCCAUUCAUCUGAAAACCCACAGUCUUAAAAAUUAAGUUAUGAAGAACAUAUUGGCGGUACUAACAUGCAUCCUUUUGGCAUCGCUUGUUAGAUUUUUAUGUACUGACAAUGUAACGAGCUCUGGAGAGAGAUCCACGGCCCCGCUCCUGCCGAUGGUUAUCAACACCUGGAACUUUCCAGAAGCCAACGAGGAGGCGUGGCGACUGCUCAAUCUGGAGAAAGGUGGAGUUGGACAGACGAGGAGCGCAGUUGUGGGCGGUAUUUCCAUAUGCGAAAAGCUGCAGUGCGACAUGGCCGUUGGCUACGGCGGCAAUCCCGACGAGCGCGGAGAUACUUCCCUUGAUGCCUUGCUUAUGGAUGGAGGCACCAUGGAGGUGGGUGCAGUAGGGGAUCUGCGCCGGAUUAAAAGUGCCAUCAAGGUGGCGCAGCAUGUCUUGGAGCACACGCUGCACACUCUUCUAGUUGGUGACGGCGCCGACCAUUUUGGCAUUGCCAUGCGAUUUCAGAACGAAUCACUGAAUUCAGACGAAAGUAUGGCGAUUUGGCAAAACUGGACAGCGCAUAACUGCCAGCCAAACUUUUGGCGAAAUGUCUACCCCGAUCCGAGGACCUCCUGCGGUCCAUACAAGCCCUUAACCACAUGGGAUGCGAAUGCCACUCUAUCGGAGCGGAUCGAGAUCGGACCCGAUAACCACGACACCAUCACCAUGGCCGCCAUCGAUGAGGAGGGCUACAUCCACGUGGGCACCUCCACCAACGGACUACGCCACACGAUAUCUGGACGUGUUGGGGACGCUUCGAUACCCGGCUCCGCUGCUUAUGCGGAUAACGAAGUGGGCGCCGCUAUGACCACUGGCGAUGGAGACAUCCUCAUGCGCUUCCUGCCCUCUCUUCUUGCGGUGGAGGCCAUGCGGGCGGGCAAAACGCCGGCGGAGGCAGUUGAGUUGGUCAUUCAGCGAAUCCGAAAGCACCAAACAUUUUUUGAUGUCGCCAUAAUCGCUGUAAACCGGCUGGGAACGUACGCAGUCGGGUGCUAUGGUACUGGCAUGGCUAAGAAUAAUGGCGAAUUUGGCUACAUGGUCAGUAGUCCGGGACAACCGGUGCGCACGGAGUGGGUUCCGUGCACAACGGACCAUGAGAAAACACGGUCCAAAGCCGACAGGCAAGUUAUCUGGUAAUGUUUCCUAAUUUUGUAAAAUAAUAAAACUAGCAACUUUUAUGCAUUUUAAGCAUAAAAGAUAGAUAGUUUGGACUUGGCAAUUGAUAAAUGUAGUUAUGCUGGAAAGUGUUGAUUAUGAAUUUAUCAACGUAUGACUUGACAGAAACCAGUCCAAUAUUUCAUAAAAAAUACAACUAAAACCAGUUGAUAACAAUAAUCUCUUCGCCACAUAGAACCACCCAUGAACUUUGAAAUAUACAUGUAUGAUAAGAAA
Molecule: messenger RNA, 1536 nt
Organism: Drosophila yakuba
Lineage: Eukaryota; Metazoa; Arthropoda; Insecta; Diptera; Drosophilidae
Product: putative N(4)-(beta-N-acetylglucosaminyl)-L-asparaginase GM21137
Exons: 3
Coding region: 142-1281 (379 amino acids)
Biological process (GO): protein deglycosylation
Cellular component (GO): lysosome
Molecular function (GO): N4-(beta-N-acetylglucosaminyl)-L-asparaginase activity
Source: RefSeq, a predicted model, not a curated record